This is a messenger RNA of Mugil cephalus (flathead mullet), 4157 nucleotides long. RefSeq names its product G protein-coupled receptor 142 (gene gpr142). The record is from RefSeq and is a predicted model, not a curated record. The transcript is spliced from 3 exons. NCBI's taxonomy places the organism in Eukaryota, Metazoa, Chordata, Actinopteri, Mugiliformes, Mugilidae. Gene Ontology annotation, molecular function: G protein-coupled receptor activity. Gene Ontology annotation, biological process: G protein-coupled receptor signaling pathway. Gene Ontology annotation, cellular component: membrane. Bases 185 to 1282 code for a protein of 365 amino acids.
CCUUGUGGUGUGUUUUGCUGACAAACUCAAAACCCUCUGGUUCGUAACGAUUAUCUUUCUCUGUGCUGGUCCUGAGCGAGAACAGAUGAGGAAACAGAUCGUGUGUCUGAUGAGACCGAGGAGUCGACCUUGCAGAUCUACAGGAGCCAUUUCAACUUGUUUUUCUGGGUGAAGCACCAAGGUCAUGAUCAACUGGUCCAAUGUGACAGCGUCCGGCCACCAGGAGCUGGACCUGACACCGGAGGAGCUGCAGAAGUCCAAAUGUGUCCUGGGCUUCAUCCCGGUUGUUUACUACAGCAUCCUGCUCUGCGUGGGAGUACCAGUGAACAUCCUGACGGCCGUGGCCUUGUCCAGGCUGGCGUGCCGCACCAAGAAGGCUCUGUACUACUACCUCCUGGCCGUGACGGGCUCCGACAUCCUCUCCCAGCUCUUCAUCAUCUUCGUCGGCUUCCUGCUGGAGACGGCGGUUUUCCACCGCGACGUCCCGGCGCUCCUGCUGCACACGGUGAGCGCCGCCGAGUUCGCCGCCAACCACGCCUCCAUCUGGUCCACGGUGCCGCUGACGGUGGACCGCUACGUGGCGCUGUGCCACCCGCUCCUCCACCGGCAGGUCAGCUACCCGGCGCGGACCCGGCGGAUCAUCGCCGCCGUGCUGACGCUGUCGCUGGUGUCGGGCGUCCCGUUCUUCUGGUGGUCCGACAUGUGGAGGAACAGCCACCCGCCCACGGCGCUGGACACCGUCCUCAUCUGGACCCACGUCACCAUCAUCUACUUCCUGCCGUGCAGCAUCUUCUUGGUGCUGAACUCUCUGAUCAUCCACACGCUGAGGAUGAGGAAGAGGCAGCAGUGCAGCCAGGACGAGCGAGGGCCCACGUCGGCGCCUCCGCGGCGGCUCGGGAAAACCACGGCCAUGCUCCUGGCCAUCACCUCCGUGUUCUCCGUCCUGUGGGCCCCCAGGACCGUGGUGGUCAUCUACCACCUGUACGUGUCCUCCGUCCACCGGGACUGGCGCGUCCACCUGGCCUACGACCUGUCCAACAUGCUGGCCAUGCUCAACACGGCCGUCAACUUCUUCCUCUACUGCUUCGUCAGCAAACCGUUCCGCGGCGCCGUGAGGGACGUGGUCCUGCUCAGGGGGGGGCCCCUGUACCCCCGCCGGGCCCUGCCCCAGCAGCUGGCCCCGGCCAACGCCUCCAUCUCCUCCCUGUACAGCGGGAACCACAAGCGCUCGCAGCGGGAGACCACGCCCCUGUCGCCGCGCCGGGCCCGAAAGCCCUCGUGACCCCUCCCCCCUCCCCGCCGCCGCCGCCGUCCCACGGUCCCGCCGCGGCGCCGACCCCAGAGACGUGCACUGUGUUCCAGCUACGAGCGUGGACACCAGCCAGUCGGCCCCGGAGCCGUCUCCAAGGGCCUGAAAUGAACUUCACUCACAAGAACUAUGUUUUUUUUUUGUUUUUUUUUUUGUCUCGUAUCAUGUGACCUGCUGUUGUUUGUCCGUGUAAAUCAGAUAAGACGGCGGCGUAUUUAUUUUCCGGAGAAGAAUGUGACAAAAUAAAAGAAGGUAUUUUACUCUUUUCCAUAAAUGGCAAAAAUGUGAAGGAAACAUUUUCUUUUGAGAGCUGACACAGUGUUUGUUUCGACACGUCCACGGUUUGUGCUCAGAUGGACCGGAGGAUCAGCUGCAUGCUACUACGAGUGAUUCAUUAGUCCAUGUUCUUUCUGUGAACUCCGGAGGAAGAAGACUCUGAAGUUGUAGUUUCUGCAUUUUCAGCCGUCGUGUAAAGACGCUGAAGUCCUCACCGCGCUGAGCGAAGCCAGCCGAGCAAAGAAAUCGUUUCUACGGCCGAAACCCUCAGCUGCUAAGGCCACUGUUUAUUUUUCACCAAGUGCAACUGGAUGGAGCCUUAAAUGAACGCGCGCUGUUUAAGCUGCGGGAGCGAAGACUCCGCUCUUCAAACACAACCCUCCGCUGUAUCGCCGACCAGCGUGGCCUCAGGUCUGGCUAAACAAACCCCCCAGAUUAAACCGGAUGGUCUGAACAAACACGCACUUAAACAGCGCACAACACAGGACUACACACUCUCACGCAUGCACGGACAUGAGCAUGAACGCAGCCGUCAGCUGGUACAUUUCCACUGAGGCCUGAACCGGUGAAAUUAAACUUUACUGCACCAGCUGCAGCCGCACUUAAACUCACUUGCUGCUAACGCACACACACGUGUGAUCUCAGAGUUUAGAGGUAAAUGCGCUGACUUCUGUUCCUCACUUUAAAUAAUCCUGAAGCCUCAUCUGAUGAAGUUCGGACACAGAACUGAGCCUUUCUAUCCAACCACUAAAUCUAAUUUCAUGUUCUGUGCCGCCAUCCACAAAAUAUGAACAGAUGAUAUAAAUUAUUCUUAUUUAUCGUCUUAACCUUUAAUUCGCUUUGAUGUUUCAAAACCGAGUGAGAUUUAUUUGAUUAUAUGAGUUUUAAAAGGUUGAAUGAAUUUAUAUGAAAGAAGUCAGAGAAAAGCCAGCGCCUGGUUUAACUUCACUUAAAACAGAGGAAGCAUCUCAGAACAGAUUCAACAACAAUAAUAAUGAUAAUUAUAAUUUAGUUUGAGUUCAGGAGGAGUUAUUUUACCUCUGAUCCAGAGAGACUCUAUUUUAGCUUCACUUGAACAAAUGAUUCUUCUGUGUUUAAGAUUAUUAGGAAAAAAGAAAAGAAAAGAAUGGAGACAACAGUGUUUUUAUUGUUUCUGUUCUUAAGUUAAACUGAAUCUAAUAAAGUGGUUUUGCCUUUAUGAUCUAAAAAAAAGGUGAAACGUCUUCAGUAAAAGUGAUGGAAGCUAUAGUAGGUGCUUAGUGCUUUGUUUGCCCUCCAUCAACCCCAACACCCUCCUGCCUACUUUAAUACGUUUAACAACACUUCAGUAUUUAACACUUCAAUUGAACUUAACUCAGACAAAUUGGUUUUCUGUACAUAAAUGUAACUAGUGUGAAGUCGCUUUAAAUAGAUCCAGAUCAUUUUUCUUGUCAACAGCAAAAAAAUGAAUAAAUAUGAGCAAACUCUUCCUUCUAACACGUCCUUUAGCUCGUUCCUUAAUAACAUCUUUAAUAUUUGAGACACAAAAACCUCAAACAUGAGUCUGAAUGAAUGGAGUGUUGUGCUUCGUGCUCUGUGCACCCUCCAUCCACCCCAACAUCCUCCAGCCCGCUGACUCCAACGUGUUUCACUAACGUGGAACUUCAUUAUUUUAAACUAUAUACGUUUCAUAAACACAUUUGCAGAGAAAAACAAAGAAAGUUUAAGUAACAUCUAAAUAAAUGGACAUAUUUCUGUAUUUUUUUAUAUUUGAAACACGUUUAACAAAAGUCAAUAACGUGUCAUGUCUGAUAUGUUGUUCCACAAACUGUACGUUAUAUAAAUAAUAUUAGUGCACAUUUACUCCCAUUCAGGUUUAAAGUGUCUCAUACAAGCCCCCUCCUCCGUCCUCCGUCCUCCGUCCCUCUCGUCCUGUUUAUAGUCACAGUUUGAGACGCCGGGUCAGGUCCUUCUCCGAGUCCCCGUGUCCGUCCGCUCAUGUCCUGAGGCCCUGAGCUAAGUUCUGAGAGCUCGUACCCAGACGUCUCUUUGAAGACGCCUCCUGCUGCCGGACAAAAACAGAGCGGGUUGAGGGAGCGUGGAGAGGUGGCGACUUUACUCCGGAGAGGACGGCGGGGGACGGGGGAGAUGAAUGAAAGCCGUGAUUUGACGCUGGGAUGUGUGGAGAGGACAUAAUCAGAUAAAACCACACGUCCUCUGUCCGCCUCCCACCUGUCCUUUGUCCCUGUUCAAACACCCCCACGACUCGACUCCACUCAGCGCUUCCUGUUGCUCAGCAGGUGUCACAGGGCAUCACAUGAAUGAGUCCUGUCAGAUGCACUCAGGCCACGUCCACACGGACCAGAACUACCUUUCUUUCUGUUUUUCCUUGGCGUCGUUUGGAGAAUUUCUACGUAAAGAUGGAUCCACUGCAGAACCAGAUCUAGCUGUAUAAAGGCUGUAGUACAUGUACCAGGCCUGUGUGUGGCGCUGUUUCUGCUACAGAACUCAGACGGAAGAAGAAGGAGAGACGGAGCAUGUGCAUCAACCCUGACUGUCAACAAGUGUAUGUUUAUGCUACGGACAAACCCAU